CACAGAUCAUCAUGGCACUGAUGAUCAGUGUGCCCUGAUGAUCAGUGUAGCCCCAGCAGUGCCACCUGUCAGUGUCCAUCAGUGCCUUGUGUCAGUGCCCAUCAGUGCCACAUCAAUGCCACAUAUCAGUGCCUACCAGUGCACAUCACAGUGCACAUCAAUGCCACAUAUCAGUGCCCAACUGAGCUGCCUUUCAGUGUCACCCAUUAGUGCCAGUCAGUGCCACCUAUCAAUGCCAACCAGUGCCACCUAUUAGUGCUGCUAAUCAGUGCCACCUAUCAGUGCCAGUCAGUGCCACCUAUCAGUGAGCAUCAGUGCCGCUUAUCAGUGUGCAUCAGUGCCGCCUAUCAG
This is a messenger RNA of Staurois parvus, 351 nucleotides long. Lineage: Eukaryota; Metazoa; Chordata; Amphibia; Anura; Ranidae. The record is from the annotation of a GenBank genome assembly.